UUCGCAGGCCGCAGCGAUGUCGUCUCCCUCCCGCGGCCGCCGCAAGAAGCAUUCCUUGCCGCCGGUGGCACCAACGUCCCUGGAAGCGAUGGAUUGGGCGGCGCUUCCCCACGACAUCCUGUUCGCUGUCUUCCUCAAGCUGGGGCCCCGCGAGAUCAUGCGGGGCGCGGACCUCGCGUGCACGGCGUGGCGGCGCGUCGCGGUCGACGAGCCCAAGCUGUGGAGCUGCGUUGACAUGGGCACGGUCCGUCAGUGGUCCACGGGGCGGUGGCGGGCGACGGCGCGUACCGCCGUGGACCGCGCCGCUGGCCAGUGCGAAGCCUUCUCGGGACCCUGCGACGACGACUUGCUGCUCUAUUUGGUCGAAAGAGCACCUUCUCUGAAAAGCCUCCAUAUCUCACAUCUCGAUGAAUCCAAAUUAGUAUUGAAUGUUGCACUACUCAAGAAGCUCCCUCUCCUUGAAGAUGUGGAAAUUUCGCUCGAAUAUUAUAGUGACUACGCCUCUCAGGAGUUGUUUGAAUCUAUAUGCGAAGCUUGUCCCCAUCUCAAGAAACUCAGAAUGAGCUUCAAUGUGUCCCUUGACUGCAAUUAUGACGAUGACAUGGAUAGCUAUGAUGGAAAAACAUAUGCGAUUCCAGUGAUGUGCGAGUUACGCUCGUUAGAAUUGUUGUGUUAUCACCUCACUGCUGCGGGGCUCACGGCCAUCCUUGAUAAUUGCCCUCUACUGGAAUCUCUCAAUGUCAGCGGUGGUUUCAUCAUCAUGAUGGAUGAGGAGCUGCAUGCUAAAUGUGCUAGAGUGAAGAACCUGACUCUUCCUUUUGACUCGGAUGAAGAGUAUUCUGAAGAAUAUGAUCUAGAGGAAGGCUACGAAUCAGACGAAUAUGAUGAAUUUUAAUAAGUAUGUUUAUGGUGAUGAUGUUGAGCGUUGGUUCCAUGAUAUCUUGGAGAUUGCUUGCCAUUGUCAUUAUAUCUGUGAUGAUCCACUGAACUUUAUGGUUUUAUGGAUUUGUUUCUCUUGAAUCACUUUUGAUCAGUAUGUGUAGUCCUUAGUCAUCAUUGUUACAGUGAUGGUGUCUGGAUCUAAGGAAAUGAUAUCCACUAUCAGUAUGUGUA
This is a messenger RNA of Phragmites australis (common reed), 1113 nucleotides long. Its product is annotated as putative F-box/LRR-repeat protein 22. The record is from RefSeq and is a predicted model, not a curated record. NCBI's taxonomy places the organism in Eukaryota, Viridiplantae, Streptophyta, Magnoliopsida, Poales, Poaceae. Gene Ontology annotation, molecular function: protein binding. The transcript is spliced from 2 exons. The coding region runs from base 17 to 895 and encodes 292 amino acids.